CGACGAAGCUAUUAACGGGCUACGCGCCGCAAAUCAGUGGCUGUCGGAGGCAAAACAUCAACGCCCAGUACCAGGCCAUCGCGCGCGCAGCGUAGGGCGCGCGAAGCCAGUAAUUAACGGGCUGCCCCGCAUCUCAGCAGGCUGCCGGAGGCACAGCGGAGCAUCGUGCGCGCGAGGCGCCAAAACAACACCACAGGAAGGCAGCAAUAAUGGGCAGCCUCGGCCGGCGGCGCAUCCUGCGCGCGCGCGGCUCGACGAGCGCCCUGAUCGAGGCCGCGGCGGCGGCCGGCGGCGAGGGCGAGGACCGCUUCGCGAGCGCCUUCGGGAGGCUCGACGCGGCGCGCCGCCGGCACAAGCGCGCGGCGCGCCUCGACGCCGGCCGCGCGGCGUGGAUGCAGCAGCACGCGGCGCUCGCCCAGGCGGCGCGGCGGUUUGACGAUGAUGAAAAAGCCAUGGUCCCGCGCGACGACCUCUCGCAGAUCGACGAGCUCCGGACCAUGGUCGCGUGCCUCGCGCAAGCCUCGGACGACGACCAGGCUGAAGCUAAACGGCGCGCGGCGGCGAUCGUGGCUCGAAUGAUGGUCGACGCGCGCCAGGCGCACGCGUCAAAAGGGGCGUCGUUGGCGGAGGAGGAGGUUGAAGCCAGGCGCGAUGUCGAGGAAGCGGUAGCGACGAUGAAUUCAACGCUCCGCGAGGAUGAUGGGGGCGACGACGAGCUGGUGGAAGUGCUCCGCGUCGGCGACGACGAGGCGUUCCUCGCGCCGGUCGCCGAGGAGCUGCGUGAGACGUGGGCGGCGCGGCGCGACGACGAUCGCGAGAAGCGGCGGCGCAUCGACGAUAAAUUGCGGGACGCCCUCGCGAGCAUCGGCGACGGGUCGGACGCGCUCGAUAGCCGAGGGCCCUGGGACGACGCGGCCCACGCCCUCUUCGAGACGCAAACGUCGAAGAAGAUCGACGCACUGAGGCUCGUGCUGCCCCAGUUUUCCGAGGACGCGCUGCGCAAGCACGUGGCGCGUGGUGACGCCGUGGCCUCCCAUUCGCGGGAGAAAGCUGUAUGGAAGCGGGAGCAGAAGGCCUGGCGCGCGGACUCUGUUGUCAAGUGCGCCGAGCGGUUGGAGGCGGCGCGGCGCGACCACGUCGACAAAGUGGCGAAGGACCGCUUGUACGACGAGAUGGGCCGGCGCCAGCGCGCGCUCCACGCCUGCGUCGACAAGCUGCGGGCGGAGCGCGAGGUCCGGGAUCAGAAGUUGGCGGUGGCACGCGAGCUGCGCGACGCUCUACAAGCGGAGCAGGAGGCCGAGCGGCAGGCUAUCGAAAGGGAGGCGCAGCGCCGGGCGAAGGACGCUAUUUUACAAUACCGCGCGGAGCAGUUCCGCGCCGAGGCGGAGCGCAAGCUCGUCGAAGCGGCGGCGCGCAAGGAGCGCGAGCGCGUCCAACGAGAGCAGGCCAAGAAAGGCGCGGAACGGGCUCGAUACCGCGAGGGCGUGCGCGAGGCGCAACGCUCGGAGAAGGAGCAGGCCCUCGAGCGCCUCGCGAAGGCCGACGAAGCUAGAGCGAUUGCGCUCGAGGCCCUCGCGCGGACCGUGCCCUACUUCGAGGCCAUCUCGACCAUCGAGAGCGACGUGACCAAGACGACCGCCGCGGUCGAGGCCCAGCGCGCGGACCAGCGCACGGCCGCCGACAAGACCGGCUACACGACAGGAUUGACGGACGAGCGCGUCUUCCGGGACCCGGCCUUCAAGGUCGGCCUCGCCAUGCGGUCGCUCGGCGUGGCAAGGACGGGCGCCGCCCGCGACGCCGUCGCGCGCCUCGUCGGGCCGCGCGCGAUGAACCCGAUCACGGGGGCGCGGGGUUAA
Pelagomonas calceolata is the source of this 1856-nucleotide messenger RNA. The record is from the annotation of a GenBank genome assembly. NCBI's taxonomy places the organism in Eukaryota, Pelagophyceae, Pelagomonadales, Pelagomonadaceae.